AGCUUUGCGAUGAGCAUGCGCGCACGAUGCGAGGCGGCAGCUGCCAGGAGCAAGGUGGGAGAUCUCUGAGAAGAUCGUCCUCGAUUCCAUCCAAUCUCAAGGAUGCCGCGAGCCCUGUUUUCUCAGGGCCGCCGCCGAUCGUCAGGCGAUUGAAGAGCGCUAGUGAGUCUCGGCGCUUGGCUGUCGAGAAAUUCAGGAGUGAGGAUUCCAGGCCAGAUGAUAGCUGGAUCAUUGUGGAUAAGGAGGAGGCGGAGCCUGGAUCAAAGGCGAGGGAUGAUCGGGAUAACCCCCGGGUGAAAAAAUCGAAGUCGAUGGAUUCUUUGGAGGAGUCUCAUGGCUCUCGAGUCGCGGAUGGAGUUUCUAACUGGAACACUACACAGUUCGUGAGACUUUUCAUCUAUGCGUCGCUCGCUCUUUUGCUUAUACUGUCCUACUUCGCGCUGAUUGUGUACACCCUGGUUUUGCGAGCAGAGCGACAAAACGUCAAGGAAUCUCUUGUCAAACUCCAGGCACAAAUCGAGACAUGCACAACGAGAAUGAGCACUCUGGAAACAAAUCUUGACCAGAAACCGGCUAGGAGGCUUGCACUUUUUGUGACUGUCUUCUUUCUUGCUAUGCCUUUUCUAAUUCUGAGAGUUAUGGAUGACAUACACAGCAAGCUAACGAGAAACAUCACAGACGAAGAAGUCCCUCCGAGCAAGAGGUUAGCGUAUCUCGUGGACUUGAUAUUUUCGAACGCAAUUGCAAAGCCGAUUGCUCUACUUCUCGCAACAAUGCUUCUAAUAGCUUUCGGUGGGAUUGCAUUAUAUUCUGUUACUGAGGAUACUUUUGAAGAUGCGCUAUGGCGAACUUGGAGUUAUGUAGCGGAUUCUGGCAACCACGCUGACAGCGUCGGCUUGGGUUCCAGAAUCGUAUCAGUUUGUAUCAGCCUUGGCGGGCUGCUUAUUUUUGCUCUCAUGCUCGGUCUUAUUUCGGAUGCCAUUUCAGAGAAAGUAGACUCGCUUCGAAAGGGAAAGAGCGACGUCAUUGAGAGCAACCACACUUUGAUCCUUGGAUGGAGCGACAAACUUAACUCGCUGCUAAACCAGCUUGCAAUUGCCAACCAAAGUUUAGGUGGUGGGGUGAUCGUCAUUCUUUCUGAAAGAGAUAAAGAGGAAAUGGAGGCCGACAUUGGGAAGAUGGAAUUUGAUUUUCUCGGAACUUAUGUCAUCUGUAGAAGUGGAAGUCCUCUCAUCAUGGCCGACCUUAAGAAGGUUUCAGUGUCUAAGGCUCGUGCCAUUAUAGUACUUGCAGAACCUGGGAACGCUGAUCAGAGCGAUGCUCGGGCCUUGAGAGUGGUUUUAAGUUUGACAGCAGUGAAAGAAGGAUUGAAGGGUCACGUCGUGGUCGAACUCAGUGACAUAGAUAACGAACCACUGGUGAAACUUGUUGGAGGCGAUCUGGUAGAAACGGUCGUGGCACAUGAUGUUAUUGGUCGACUUAUGAUUCAAUGCGCUCGUCAACCGGGGCUUGCACAGAUAUGGGAGGAUAUACUUGGAUUUGAUAACGCGGAAUUCUAUCUUAAACGAUGGCCACAGCUUGUUGGGAUGACAUUUGAAGACGUUCUUGUUUCAUUCCCUGAUGCGAUACCUUGCGGGGUUAAGGUAGCAGCUAACGCAGGCAAAAUUGCCUUGAAUCCAGAUGAUGACUACAUCAUAUGCGAGGAUGAUGAAAUUCUAGUGAUUGCAGAAGAUGACGACAGUUACUUUCCAAGUUCGCUACCGAAGGUGAAGAAAGCUGCACUACCGAAGAUUGUAAUUCCUCGAAAAUAUCCCGAGAAAAUGCUGUUUUGUGGUUGGCGGCGAGAUAUAGAUGACAUGAUUGUUGUUUUAGAGGCUUCUCUUGCACAAGGAUCGGAGCUAUGGAUGUUCAGCGGCGUGCCAGAGCAUGAAAGAGAAAAGAAGCUUAUCGACGGUGGCCUUGAUCCCAAGCGGCUUGAGAACGUCCAUCUGGUGCAUCGUGAGGGAAACCCUGUUAUCCGAAGACACCUCGAAAGCUUGCCGCUGGAAACAUUUGACUCGAUAUUGAUUCUGGCAGAUGAGGAGCUUGAAGAUUCGGUAAUCCACGCAGACUCGCGCUCUUUAGCUACUCUACUACUGAUACGUGACAUCCAGUCAAAGCGAUUACCAUACCGAGAUCUAAGAGCUGUCCAAGUCCGGCAGGCUGGAUCCCUGCAAACCUCCUGGAUACGAGAAAUGCAGCAGGCAUCAAACCAGUCAAUAAUCAUCAGCGAGAUCCUCGACUCGAGAACAAAACACCUGGUCUCGGUGUCCAAGAUCACCGACUGCGUCCUCUCCAACGAGCUCGUGAGCAUGGCUCUGGCAAUGGUAGCGGAAGACAAGCAGAUCAACCGAGUUCUGGAGGAGCUAUUCGCUGAAGAAGGGAAUGAGAUCUACAUUCGGUCGGGCGAGCUCUACUUAUACGACCAGGAAGUGCUGAGCUUCUUUGAGCUGAUGAUGCGCGCGAGAAAGCGGCAAGAGAUAUUGAUCGGAUAUCAAGCAGCUUGUGCCGACCGUCCUUCCAUCAAUCCCGCCAAGAAACACGCUGCAAGGAAAUGGUCUACUAACGAUGUUUUCAUUGUUCUCGCGUACAGUGAGUGAGGAAGGAGGAAUAGUGUAUAACAACAUUGGUUUUACAUUGGGCACACGUAAAA
This is a messenger RNA of Selaginella moellendorffii, 2692 nucleotides long. RefSeq names its product ion channel DMI1. The record is from RefSeq and is a predicted model, not a curated record. Bases 27 to 2639 code for a protein of 870 amino acids. The transcript has 13 exons. NCBI's taxonomy places the organism in Eukaryota, Viridiplantae, Streptophyta, Lycopodiopsida, Selaginellales, Selaginellaceae. Gene Ontology annotation, biological process: monoatomic ion transport.